Messenger RNA from Bacillus rossius redtenbacheri, 2734 nucleotides. RefSeq names its product elongator complex protein 2 (gene Elp2). Gene Ontology annotation, biological process: tRNA wobble uridine modification. Gene Ontology annotation, cellular component: elongator holoenzyme complex. Bases 104 to 2533 code for a protein of 809 amino acids. NCBI's taxonomy places the organism in Eukaryota, Metazoa, Arthropoda, Insecta, Phasmatodea, Bacillidae. The transcript has 13 exons. The record is from RefSeq and is a predicted model, not a curated record. Gene Ontology annotation, molecular function: protein binding.
UUGUUUACAAGUUGAUACUCCGUGACUUUGUGAGAUAAACGCACAUGUUAGGUUAUUGUGAUUAAAAAUAGGAACUUAGUUCAAUUAAAAAAAUUUAACUAUCAUGGAAGUAGUUAGUGUUGACUUGAUGUACGCUUCAUGUGCCUGCAACAGAAAUCCACAUUGUUUAGACUGGGGAAACAAUAACAUAAUAUGUUACGGCGCACGCAACGCCGUAGCCUUUUAUGAUACCAAGUUUGCAGGCGGGUGCAAGCUGGUCCAGAUGCCGUGCGGCCACGAGGGCGCGGUGAACGCCGUGCGCUGGGCACGGCUCCAGGACGGCUCCCCGGGGCGAGAGCUGGUGUCGGCCUCGGCUGAUGGCACGGCGGUCAUCUGGACGGAGGGCGACGCGGGCCGGUUCGCCCCCUCGGCCGUGCUGCGCGGCCACCGGCAGUCCGUGCUGCUGGCGGACGCCGUGUACCGGCCGGGCGACGCACAGCUGGUCGUGGUCACGGCCUCCGUGGACGGCUGCCUGAAGGUGUGGCGCAGGCUUGUCGCAGGCGAGGUGUGCUGCACCCAGACGCUGCCUCUGGACCCGGGCGUGUGCCUGUCGCUGCGCCUGGGCCGCCUGCCCGGGCCGGGGGCUCCCCCCCUCCUCCUGGCCUUCGGCACGGACGACGGCAGGAUCCACCUGCUGGCGGAGAGCGGGCGCGGCGCGGAGCGGGAGUUCGUGCCGGCGGGCUGCCUGGCGGGCCACGAGGACUGGGUGCGGGCCCUGGACUUCGCUGCCGACGAUGCCGGAGACCUGAUGCUGGCGAGCGCGGCUCAGGACAAAAUGAUCCGCCUGUGGCGUAUUUCCCUGCGCCGGGCCCACGGAGCCAGCGGGGCAGCGAAGCCAAACGUCCUGCAGACAGAAGAGAAGCAGUUCAGUGUUCUGGUCGACGACGAGGAACAGUUUUUCGCCUACUCCCUCGAAGCCGUGCUCUCCGGACACGACGGCUGGGUGUACGGCGUCACCUGGUUCCCGCCGGUACAUUCAGGUGGGGGCUCGGGAGAGAGGCGCGGCUUGCAGCUGCUGUCCUCGUCGCUGGACAAGACCAUGAUCCUGUGGGAGGCCCACGGCCAGUCGGGGGUGUGGCUGGAGACGGCCCGGCUGGGCGAGGUGGGGGGCAACACCCUGGGCUUCUACGGCUGCCAGGUGUCCCCGGACGGGCGCAGCGUCGUCGCGCACGGCUACCAGGGCUCCCUGCACAUGUGGCACAGAGCAGAGGGCGGGGCCUCCUGGGUGCCGGGGGUGGUGGUGGGGGGCCACUUCGGCGCGGUGGUCGACCUGUGCUGGGAGCCGGGGGGCCAGUUCCUGCUGAGCGCGGGCGCCGACCAGACCACGCGGCUGCACGCUCCGUGGCUCCGCGCCGAUGGCGAGGCGACGUGGCACGAGCUGGCGCGGCCCCAGGUGCACGGCUACGACAUGGCGUGCCUGGCCGUGCUGUCGCGCUACAGGUUCGCGUCGGGCGCCGAGGAGAAGGUGGUCCGUGCCUUCCGGGCGCCCCGCACCUUCGUGCGCAGCUUCCAGCGCGUGUGCGGCGUGGACGACGCGGCAGCAGCGUCGGAGGCAGCCCUGCCGCAAGGGGCGUCGGUGCCGGCCCUGGGGCUGUCCAACAAGGCGGUGUACGAGAGCCGGGAGCCGCCCCCCGCUGACAGGCACGUGAAGGACGAGUUCCCCGAGGCCAGCUUCGUCCCGGCGGAGCUGACAGAGCCGCCCACGGAGGAGGACCUGGUGCAGAACACGCUGUGGCCGGAGGUGCAGAAGCUGUACGGGCACGGCUACGAGCUGUACGCACUGGCCGCGCGAGCAGACGGCCGGCUGCUGGCCUCCGCCUGCCGUGCCACCUCGCCCCAGCACGCCGCCGUGCUGCUCUGGGACACGGACAGCUGGCAGUGCACGGACCGGCUGGAGUCCCACCAGCUGACGGUGACGCAGCUCGCCUUCUCCCCGGACGGGGACCACCUUCUGGCCGUGUCUCGCGACCGCCGCUGGAGCCUGUUUCGCCGGCAGCCCCCAGGCGACCGGUACCGGCUGCAGGCGGCCACGGACAAGCAGACGUGCCUGCACACGCGCAUCGUCUGGUGCUGCUCCUGGGCGCCUGACUCGCGCUACUUCGCCACCGGCUCGCGAGACGGCACGGUGGCCGUCUGGCCGUGCCAGCAGGGUCCGGGCGCCGUGGCUCCGAGGGGCCCGCCCCUGGUGGAGCGGAACCAGUCGGUGACGGCGGUGGCGAUGUGGCUGCACGCCGGCAGCUACCUGCUGGCCGUGGGGCUGGACUGCGGGGAGGUGUCCCUGUACCGCUGGCUCGAGGGCGCGGGGCACUGCCGCCUGCUGCACCUCGGCAGCAACACCGCGCACCACAUGACUGUCAGGAGGCUGGCGUUCCGGCCGGCCGUGGGCGCCACCAGCGACACGAGAGAGGACGGCGCCGCCGGCUCCACCCUGCAGCUGGCCAGCGGUGGUGCCGACAAUGCCGUCAAGAUACACUCCAUACGUGUGACCACCUAACCUACUCUCGUCAAUUAUACAUCAUUUUGUAUACAUAUCACAGCACUGAUUUUCUGUAACCUUACCCUGAGUCGCUCUUCAAAUGUCGGCUUUCCCCUUGAACCAGGGGGGAAACCGACAAUUUUCCCACACCCUUUCCAAGAGUCGCGGCAAUAGUGCACCACGUGUGAAUGACAUUAAAAACCAACUAUCUUUGCCGAA